UUCAAAAAUAUCAGAAAGCUGGUAUUGGUUAGAACAGUUGGCCAGCCAACACAAUGGUGUUGCAUUUAACUAUGUAUCAUCAGUCAGUGCAGUGAAAGCAUCACAGAAAGUGGCGACUCCUACGGGAAUGCUACGCCUCCUCAUACGAACCUGUCUUGUCAACAGGUGCCUCCAUGUUCCAGUAGAGAUUCUGGUAAGGAAGAGACAACCAAGGAACUUGUAUGAUGAAACUAUCUCAAUCCUGGGAGAUGAAAUAUUAGGGGAGAUCUUCUUAUCUGUGCUUCUACAAUGCAGCCGUCUGCAGUUUAAGCUUCAUCUAUACAAUGCUUCCUUCCUUGAUGAAACAUGGUUUUUACCACAUUAUCUGAAGCUUGAAUUUGUUCCUUGUAAAGUGCUUGGAAUCUGUGCAUGUUUUGUCAGUGGAAAGGCUGUGAUUGUAGGGAUCAAGAGUGACAGUGUUGCAGCUGAGGAUGACAAGAUUGAAGUCGGUGAUGUUUUGGACGAACUCAAUGGUAACCAUAUUACAACCAGCAAACGAGGAAAACUGUCAUCGAUCAUGAGGAAAGCUUCAGGCCAGCCAAUAAUAAUUAAUGUAAUUAAAGCUCAUUUAUCUGUGACAGGGGACUUUUUCCCACCUAUAAUAUGUCUUUUAAGACAAGCACAUCUAGACCCAGAUGAGCUACAUUCACAGUACAAUGAUAGGCAUAAGCAAGUGCCAAGAGAAGUAAGUGAUAAAUUGAAGAACGUACCUUCUGCAGCCAGACCUGGUUUUGAUGUGACAUUCGUGGGUAGUGUUACUACGGGGAAACAUGGUGAUGUGAAGCAGAUAGAUAAUGCAAUGAGAAUAAUCCUGUUGAAUGGAGGGUCACAUCACCCAUCAUUGUUUGAGAUUCAGGAGAUUGGAAUUAAAGUUACAGAAAAUGCUACAGGGAAGGUACUCUUGAAGCAUUCAUAUAUGGAGAUCUCGUCUUGUGGGAUGAGUGUUAGCAUUCCAAACCAUUUCUCAUACAUUGCAGGAGAUACGAGCUGUAACAUAGCAAAGGCAUAUACAUGUUUUGCCUUUCAGUGCAGUGAUGAGGAACAUAUCCGUACAAUCCUACAGAGCAUCGGCCAAGGCUUUCAGAGAACCCACUUUGCAGUGUGACAAGAUAUCUAAGAUAGCCCAUGGUACAAGAUUAAAUUAAGUGAGAACUUAUGAAGAGCAUCUGCUGUUGAUUUUUGAUUUGAAUAAAAUACAUUCAGAUUGUUGUUUGUUUUUUUUAAUAAGGGGAAGGUGUUUUCUUAUGUGCUGUUUAUUGCUCAGUGUUUUUCUUAUGUACUGCAACCAUUGAUAUCCUGAAAUUAUAAAACUGUCUUAUUGAGGGUUGUUGUGUAGGUAUACUAUAUUUCAGUACAGUUUUGGUUUAACACAGUAAUUACGUUGUGAAAACAGUUUAUUCUCUAGUAUAAGUGCUGAAGUGCUUCUUCCUACAACUCAUCUUUACAGUUCUUAAUGCUCAGUUAUGUCAUCAAUGGCAUUAUAUGCAAAAUCGGACCCCACAUUAGGGAUGUAGGUUGGAAAGGUGUGGGCUUGAUUCAUGUGGUUGAGUGUAGAGACCUGUGGUGGGCUCUUGUGAACACAUAAUGUACCUGUGGAUUCCAUUUGACAAGCUGAGUGUAUUUUAGCUACUAAAAAACUCAGGCCCAUGUAGUUCAAAGUUAAUUAUGUCCUGGCAUUUUAAGAUGGCUCUGUGAAAGAUCAGGAUCUUUGGCAGUAAGUAGGAGCCCAGCAGUUCUUUACACAGAAUUUUUGAUUGCAUGCAUUCUCCAUAUGUUUACUAGUUGUGAGUGAUGUGUUUGGACUUUAAACUCAUUGUAUGUUGUUGAGAUUUCACUUCAAAUUUUAAAAGGACAUACAAAUGUCUGUAACUGUGGUGUUGCUGAUGGUACAUAUCAGUUUGAACUCCAUGUAUCCUGAACUAUGUAAAUGUAUGUUGCAACAGAACAGUUGUGAGAACUUCAUAUUUGUUUAAUAAAUUAUAAGAAUAUUGACAA
Molecule: messenger RNA, 2034 nt
Organism: Zootermopsis nevadensis
Lineage: Eukaryota; Metazoa; Arthropoda; Insecta; Blattodea; Termopsidae
Molecular function (GO): protein binding
Source: RefSeq, a predicted model, not a curated record